AUGGCUGUCCCUGUCCAAAAGCCUCAAAUAGAGUCAGCGGAAGCCUCCACCCCUAUCGCUUGUGCCGAGAACAUCGCUUUGUUCCACUUCUUGCACGCCGUUCGGGGAAAGAAUGGAGCGAUUUCCAAGGACUCUGUCCCUGUUCGUCCGUCAGUCGACCCUAUUGAAGGCGUGUCGAUCUGCCGCAACGAGUACUCUCUCUCCUUCGAGAGAGAGCGCAGCUUGGCCAGCGCGCUUGCAUUCUUAUCCAGAAUUAGGGAUGACCCCGAACACAUCCCUGCAAUUUGCAUUGAGGAAGACCACUGCCCAGGGGCAGAGGCCUCGCUGCGCAUAUUGCUGGCCGUGAAUAGAGCCACCUGCAAGGAUGGUGAUGGAAUGCUGCAGGAGAUUAAAAAGGGAUUUGAGGGUCUCUUUGCAGUGCUUUCUCAGUCGGCGGACAGCAACGAUAAUCAAUCAGACUUUGAGAACGAAGUCCGGCGCUUGAUCGUGUCCAUGUGCUCAAAGACAAUCCUCAGUCGUUUGCGCUUUACAACGCGCAAGGGAAAGACGCCAAAACAGCCAGCCAAGGCGGCUUUGCAGAACGUCAUCCGUGCUCUCGGAAGACGCGGCAACAUGAAGCUGUCCAAGCUUACUACCAUGUCUGUUGAGGAAACGGCUUUAUUUAUUGAGAGGGCGAAGGAUAUUAUCAGGCUCAUUGAUUACUGGACGAACCACCCGAGAAUUGAGAACCUUGAGGACCUAGUUGAUGGAUUUUUUCGCCUGCGACAGGUAGACUGCCAGGCCGUGCUCGACACCAUUGCAAGCGACAAAAUGGAAACGAACGCUAGGAAAAGCGUCCUGAAUAUGAUACAGAAAGUUGCAAGGUACCAAGAAGCUGCUCGGUUCCUAGUACGCACCUCUAGGAAAGUUCCCAUUGCUCGACGUAUGCACAUCGUGCCCAUUAGCCUUCCGGAAAAUGUGUUUGUCAGGACGGUUUUGAAUUCUAAUUACAAACUUGGCCUGGCUGAACUACUCUCGCGGAUCAGGCGGUCCAAGGACACAAACCAGAUUAUUGAGCAAGCAUCUCGGGCCGACAUACUCUGCCGCCUGCUCAAGACGAAUCCGAACAAAGCAGAAGACGAACUUACGGCGCAGACCUCUAGAACACUCAAGACCGGCAAAAUACACGCCGAAGUCCAGCUCGUAUUUUACUGUGAGCUGCUCGAUAGAACCCAAGGGCUUAACAAGCUGCUGCUGCCACCAAGGGUGGUUUGCUCGAGCAAAAAGGCGUGCUUCCUAUGUAACAUGUUCAUAAUCAUGCACGGCAAGAUACGCACACCAUGGUCUCACGGCAAGCUAUAUCCGGGGUGGCGGCUGCCGAAGUGCUCAGAGCUGGAUCUCCAAUCACGAUUCAAUCAAAUUCUCGAAGUUCGGAUCAGGGAGAGCAUUGCGAUGCUGCUUGUGAGACGGGAGAAGACAUGUUAUCCUGGCCCGAGUGAGAGCACACUCGUCACCCUGCCUUCAUUGGCGUUGCAAUCAGAGAUCAUGGUGAAUCCAAACUGUGAGCGAGAGACAUUAUGGGAUGUGACACAGACGCAAGCCAUGGAAGAUGUCAACGAAAACGAAAACGAGGAGGUGAUGGAAGACAAUGGAGCACUGUUAAUGAGUUCCAAGCCUCUGCCAGCUGCGGUGAACCGGAGUCGCAUCACCGCAAAGCUACCUGAUGAUAUCAUUCAACACGUCAAAGGGGGCAUUACGCUCACGCCAUCGAUUGACAAGGAUAGCGAGGUGAAAGAGCUGCAGCAGGCACCUAAUUUGGCUCCAGAAGACGAAGGCUCGACGCCGAAUACUGGCUCGAUUCAAGGGCUAUCGGAUCUCCCUUUCCGAUCUGAAAUGAUGGCAAAGCGAGGCAGUCGAUUUACCAAUGGCGUAUUACGGGAUAAGCCGUCAUUUGACGAGCUUGUCAAGGAAGCAGAACCCGCCCAGUCCACCGCAUCAUCAAAAGACGAUAUCAAUCGCUCCAACAAGGACUACAACAUAGCACGGGGCCAGAAUCUUUGCAAUAUUUCUAAGGAUAAUAUCAAGUCUCCUGAUAUGCGGGAGCCAUCUCCGCAUUCCCUGAUAAACUGCAAUGGAAGUGUCGAUUCUCUCGAUGAAGACAAUGAUUUAAUACAAGGUCAGAAGCUCUCGUACACCAUCCGCGCCGAGCACAGAUCACCCUUCUACAUCGCUGGGCCUUUAAAGGUUCAAGUCGAAUACUCGACUGGAUCUAGUCUGAAACCCACGGCAGCAAAUCAGGUCCGUGAGCUUGCCUUCAGCAUAGAACGGCUCACCAUAGGCGAGGUUGCGAGAUUGAAGGCCCACGGCGGCGUCCCCAUCUGCGACGCAGAGGCAAUGAUAGGCGAGGUCUCGCCAGCUUUGAAUAGCCUGGGCCAUCUCUAUAUCGCUGCGGGCAAAGUUCCCCCGAUGACAUUGACCAGCGCUAUUGACGUGAUAAGACUUGAAAAAUCGGCACAGAUCCUGUGUCCGGGACGCUUCGGGCUUGGGUUCAACAGUAUCGCCCUCGCUCCGAGAUCUCAGUAUCCAGUCUGGUUGUUAGGGUGCCCGAUUCGGAGGGCCCGGGAUCUUGAAGGCCCGGGCCGAGCAGAAGCCAUGCUGUGUGUUGGCUGGGGUCCGGAUGGGGAGGAGAGGACGACUGAUAUUGAUACCGUGCGCUGCUUCCGCUGUGGUUGCGAUUCUCUCUCCGACAUCGAUCAACCGAGCAAGACAGUAAAGAAAUUGGUUCGAAGGAACCAUCUCACAUCUACGAUAAUACAAACGAGUCCGUACUGGCCCGUUCUCGUGUUCGGAGACGGAGAGAUGGAUCUGAUGAGGACCAACCAGUUGGUCACAGAUCUACAGAAACUGGCGGCCACCAUGCUUCUCCACUCCGUCCUUCGACCCCUAGACACAGAGGCAGGCGUGGUCUAUGGAUCUUACACAGUAUACUGUGGCUUGGUCACAGCUUUUGACCUUCAGGAGAAGCAGGCCAGAAUCGAGGGUCUCAACAGCAUACACAGGCAUGCCAGUGACAGAGUAGAGCAUGUUGUCAUUUCAGUUGUCAGAUUUGACCUCGUCUGUGCGGAUACGCAGUAUAUUUCGGCAAUCAAUGGAACCUCUUCCCCUUUCACGAGAAGUCCAUGGCCUUCCAAGUCCUCGCCUACUUUCCACGGUCGCCGUGGAGACCUUACCCGCUCGUUUCAGCGUCGGAGAGGACGAGGCAGCUCUCCGCCCUCGCACAGCGAUUGCUCCGGCGACGGCGAUGGAGAAUAUGGGAACGCCGCCGGCCAGUAUCGGCUGCAGGCCGUUCCCGGGCUCUCGCUGGAAUACUAA
Diaporthe amygdali is the source of this 3351-nucleotide messenger RNA. RefSeq lists its product as uncharacterized. Bases 1 to 3351 code for a protein of 1116 amino acids. Lineage: Eukaryota; Fungi; Ascomycota; Sordariomycetes; Diaporthales; Diaporthaceae. The record is from RefSeq and is a predicted model, not a curated record. The transcript is spliced from 6 exons.